This is a messenger RNA of Menidia menidia (Atlantic silverside), 1678 nucleotides long. Lineage: Eukaryota; Metazoa; Chordata; Actinopteri; Atheriniformes; Atherinopsidae. The record is from the annotation of a GenBank genome assembly.
UGGGAGACGGAAAGAUGAGGAGGGAAGAGAGGGUUGGGAUGCACGGUGUUGGAUGUGGACUAAAACUCCUGUCGGGGAGCUUCUGUCGCUUUAAGUCGGGGACAAUUUGUGCGUUUGAUGACACGUGUUUUGCAUUCGGAGUCAAGAUUUUUUCCUCUGAGGCUUAAAUUGUUUUUCAAAAAGCAGCCGUUUUCAUAGCAGCAAAUUGUAGAUGCAGGAGAAGAGUUCCACUUUGUGUUGUUUGGGUUUUUGGGCUAAGGAAAGCAUCAGAUGGGUAACCUUCAAAGCUGGAUGGUAAGGUGAUCCGGCAAAAGAGCAAAAGCAGCCAAAUGCCCGCCUGAUGUUGGAGCGGUGGAGGCUGCAGACAUGAGGAACCCGGACCGGCACGCACACAAACACCUGGAGAGCGUGGUCUGCGCGGCGUCGGCCAUCUUGGUGCUGGUUCUGCUGGGGCUCCUGGGGUCGGCCGGCGGUUGCCCCGGCGCCUGCUCCUGCCACGGGAACGCCACCGACUGCUCCUCCGCCGGGAUCCUGUCCCUGACGCCCGUCCUGGAGCUGGUGGACCAGGACUCCGUGGCCCUCCAUCUGUCCCGGAACAACAUCUCCUCCCUGGGCAGGACGGGGAUGUCCAACCUGAGUAACCUGGAGCUGCUGGACCUCUCCCUGAACCGCCUCUACAGCCUGGAAACGGGGGCUUUCUUCGGACUGGCCAGCCUCCGUUGGCUAAACCUCUCCUCGAAUUACCUCGGCAUCCAUACCACAACAUCCGACCUCAACAACAACAAUUCGGCGUUUGCCCAGGGCUUGAACGGAAGUCAGAAGAGUGGUCUGAGCAAGCAGGUUUUCAAAGGGCUGUGGCAGCUGCAGUGCCUGGACCUGUCCUCCAACGGCCUCCUUUUGCUGCCCCAGGGUCUGCUGGACGGACUUCAGAGUCUCGCCUGGCUCUCUCUGGCCGGAAACCGGCUGUCGGCCCUGGACAGGGGCACCUUCGAGCCCCUUCUGGGGCUCCAGGAGCUGCGGUUGGUGGGGAACCCCUGGGAGUGCGAUUGCAAACUGAGAGACUUCAAACACUGGAUAGAGUGGAUGAUUUACCGAGACGGGCGGGUGGACGUGAUGCAGUGCAGUCUCCCGGGGGACCUGAAGGGCAGGGACAUCCGCAGCCUCCCGGCCGAGAUGUUCAGCUACUGCCUGCGGAUUCCCGCCCGGGAGGCUUCGUCAGACCCAUCCACCCGGCCUCCUCCCUGCCCGCCUGGUCAGCGCGUCAAUGGCGCGGAGGAAUGCGUGCGCCAGCGCUACCGGCCGGUUAGCGUGCGGCGGGCGCACGGCACCCAGAUCGUGGCGGGCGUGGUGUGCGGGACCGUGUGCGUCAUGAUGGUGGUGGCGGCCACCUACGGCUGCGUCUACGCAUCGCUGAUGGCGCGAUACCAGAAGGAGAUGAAGAGCCGCGGACAGCCCCUAAUGGCCGAGUCCGGGGCCGAGACCGACCCGGAGGACGGGGCGGGGUCCUCCCCGGGCACGCCCGAGGAAGAGGAGGCGCCCAAACAGGCGUGCGACUUUGUGCAUGGCUAUCGAAUCAGCAGCUUCUGAGAUGACUACCCGCCUACCCCGCCAGGAACAGACUAAAUUCAGCUGCAGCUCCUACUUUAACUCAUUGACUGCCAGCCAUUUUCAGAACAGA